AUGCGGACGUGUUUGACAGUUCUUCGCGAAUGGAGCGGCGAAAAUCCUGAAAACAACAAGUUCUGCUUCUGAAAAUCAUCUUCACACUGUCACAUCUUCAGUGUCGAGUCACACGCGCACGUAACCAUGCGUUAACGUGGAGAAAACGGGAAUGAAUGAACACGUGAAGCGGGAGAAAACAGGCCAUUACCAGCGGUUAGCGUCACGAAGAGACGAGGAGUGAGGAUCGGAGGAUUCGCUCCUCGUCGGUCAUCUCUUCGAUAGACGAUCUUUUGCUAGCUGAAGGUCCUCCGCCAUCGAGCGGCUAGCUGCGCUCUCGCUCCGUUAUGAUGCCUGGUGACGGCAGCAUGAGCUCCAUCGUCCAGAGAGUAGCUCGACAGGCGCUCGUCACGUUCAGGAGUCCGCCGCGGUCCGGCCAGGAGGCGGCCAAGUCCUUCCUAGAGAACCACAGCAAACUCAAGAGUCUCAUGACGGAAGUGCGAGCGGCGGACCUGAAGCUCGUCCCGCGGGGAGCCGACGACGGCGCCGCCGGCGGCGCGGCCGCUGCGCGCACGUGCCACGGUUCGCCGCCAGUCACCUACAUGCACAUCUGCGAGACGGACCGCUUCAGCAUGGGGGUGUUCCUGCUGAAGAACGGCGCGUCCAUCCCGCUGCACGACCACCCGGGCAUGCACGGCAUUCUCAAAGUCAUGUACGGCAAGGUCAGGAUCAGCUGCUUCGACCAGCUGGAGCGGCCGGCGGGCGGCGCGCAGGCGGCGGCGGUGCGGCGCUCCGUGCUGCGCUCCACCGGGGAGUUCACGGAGGAGAGCGGCCCGUGCGUCCUGUCACCUGAGCGGGACAACCUGCACCAGAUCGACGCCGUGGACGGACCCACGGCGUUCAUGGACAUCCUGGCGCCGCCGUACGACCCGGACGACGGCAGGGACUGUCACUACUACCGCGUCGUGUCGGACGCGGAGGUUUCCAACGCGGAGCAGGAGCAGAAGGAGGUGUGGCUCAUGGAGAUCUCUCAGCCUCCAGACUUCUGGUGCGGAGGAGAGCCGUACCUGGGCCCGGAGGUCCGCCUCUGAUGGACUUGGUUCUGGACUGUUUUGGACCAGCUGGUGUUGAAGGUCAGGCCCUUUCAUCAGCUCUGAUUCACGCCUGAAGAUUCCACCUGCUCCUCCCUGUUCUGACUCAGCAGAUUGUCCCUCUGCCUUCGGACCCAGAAAGAAAUGAGAAAGCUCAGUUUAAAAACUGAAAACAGACAAACCAACUAAUCUGUUUUAAUGGACCUGUCUUCCUCAGCUGAUGCUGGUAGUUUAACACUCACCCUCUCUGUUAUUUAACCUUUGCAGGUGAUGCUGCUUUUGCGAGUGAUCAUUUGUGUGACACAGUUCAAUCCAGACUCAGACGUGUCCCUGGGAUUCUGGUCCGAAACAACAUGAGCUGUGACAUCAUUCAGAACAUGCUAAGAGACUCUGGAGCUUGUGGGUUUUCUUGUUCUCAAAACAUGAAAUCAUGCGUUCCUAAUUUUUAUUUCAAUGUAAAAAAUCAAAGGGCUUGUUCCAGGGCCUGAUCCAGGAUCGGAUGGUUGUCAUGGAGACGUGAGCAGUCAUGUGUAAAUCAUGCUGGUUAUUUUGCCUAAA
Betta splendens (Siamese fighting fish) is the source of this 1628-nucleotide messenger RNA. It is a transcript of the gene adob, whose product is annotated as 2-aminoethanethiol (cysteamine) dioxygenase b. Gene Ontology annotation, cellular component: mitochondrion. NCBI's taxonomy places the organism in Eukaryota, Metazoa, Chordata, Actinopteri, Anabantiformes, Osphronemidae. Gene Ontology annotation, molecular function: oxidoreductase activity, acting on single donors with incorporation of molecular oxygen, incorporation of two atoms of oxygen. Bases 327 to 1070 code for a protein of 247 amino acids. The transcript has 2 exons. The record is from RefSeq and is a predicted model, not a curated record.